UUUAGCUGGUGUACUGAUAAAUUUUUUCAACUUAGUUAAGGAUUUUUGGAUCACAGCCGUCGUUUAAAUUCCCAAGAAGUGCAUUAUCAACAACAAUACACAUUAUCAGUUCUCGAGACCUAAUUUGAAUGUAUGACCUAAGUAUAACAAUCUCAUUUAGGGUUUUCUUAGCAUGAAUUAUCUGCACUCCAAGAUUAAAUGAGAGCGAGACGAUCCAUCGCUAUUGUGAACUGAAAACUGACUCAAACGUCUACCACUGUCUUAAGUCACAUACCUCUUGCUUGUGUUAUAUCAUGUCAACAGAGUCCGCUUUAGUUAUAUCACACAUAUUCUUAAUGUGAUGAGGUUUCUGUUGAUUGUUUCCUUGUGUAAUGAUAGUGUAUGAUGUAACAAUGGGUUUCACUAUCAAUUGCAUGUUUGUAGUGACGCAGACCCAACAAUCUUAUAAACCCGAAUAAACUCAAACUGACUUUUGAAGAUGUAAAAGGUGCGAAGGAUUCGUAACGAAUAUGUAGUUCCCUAUAAUUUAUCUAUUUAGCGUUUCUAGGUAUGACGUUCAGGUACUGACGAUAAAUAAUCUCAACAUUUUCGAAACUACGUUUCGCACUAAAUAAAGUCGGCCCUUACUAUUCUCGCUCCAAGUACUUCGGUUCGCGCAGCCAGGUAGUAUAGUUAGUUAUUACUUAUUGUAUAUGUGAAAGUUUACUCAUUUAUUCCAUAUUUCAACCACUUGUAAGUUUCCCAAUUCGGCAUACAUCAGUUUUGGUGACCAGGAAAUACACGUGACUCUUAAAGUUUGGUGCAACUCAAAGUACGCGAACAUGUACGAGAUUUCCCAGUCGCAUUAAUUCAAACGUCCCACUACUCAAAUUCUUCGUUAGAUUCGAGUCGCGAGUAUUAACCUUGUUAUCUUAUCAAACAGCUGUUGUACUUAUACACGUACAUUUUACGCUUCACUGCUUUUUAACAAGUUCAUACAUUCCUUUAGACAAGUUUCUUUAACUUGUUUUCUUAUUCUCGAUAUAUUCCCAUCAUUCUCUAAGCCAGUUUUCUGACUGGACAUUUACCGUGAAAUCUAAUUCAUGUGUGUAAUUACCCUCAGUCGUUUGGUAAUUAUUUGUUUUUAGAGGCUUUUACAUUGGAACUAAAAAACAGUUUAGAAUACUCGCCUUUUAAAUCUUUAAUAGGUUGGUGGAUCGACUUAAGCAUACUUCCAUUUGCUAGACAUAUAUUCGUGUACUUGGCUUCAACCAGUUUGAGUGCUCGUGAUACUACCAGUCUACUUAGAUGAAGUAGGUUGAGCAGGUUUCAAACCUUGAUCUUGUUGAGUGAAGUCUAGAGGCCUUGAACACUUCCACUAAAUAUGCACUCACAAGACGUCCACUGAACUUUAUUGUAAUAACACUCAGAAUACCUAAACUGUGAUGUACUAAUUGAUCAUUAUCUUUGCCAUUGAUGAGUUCAUUUGUUUCAGUGAAUAGAGUUAUUUGUAUUCAGAACAACGUAAAUAAGAGACGUACAAGCAUUUGACGCAAAAUCUAGAACGAAUUACAUGUUAAAGAUUGUCAAUCGCUGGGAGUUUAGAGAAAUAUAUAAUUUUUCGGGUUAUACGAUAGUUUAUAUUGUGUUAAGUGAAAAAACGAUUAUCAACAUUUACCUUCUCAGUUUUUUUCUGUAUUUAUAUUUCACUAAUAUAUUAAUUCCGGCAAAUGUUCCAGUAAUUUUGUAGAAGAUUCUGAAAUCGAGACUAAUUAUACUGAAGUAGUCGAUGGCUUCGAGAAGUUGGAGUUGAAACCAGAACUUCUUCGUGGUAUAUAUGGUUAUGGUUAUGAAAAGCCAUCGGCCAUUCAACAGCGAGCUAUUAAGCCAUCUAUCGAGGGUCGUGAUGUUAUCGCUCAAGCUCAGUCCGGUACAGGGAAAACGGCAACAUUUGCCAUCAGCAUUUUACAAAGGAUAGAUAUUUCAUCAAACACUUGUCAAGCCCUUGUCCUCGUACCAACCAGGGAACUUGCAAGACAAAUCCAAACGGUAAUUAGUGUAUCAAUAAUAAAAAUUUUCAGGUUAUGCAACGCAUUGGUUCCUAUCUAACCGUCAAAUGCCAUACGUGUAUCGGGGGGACAAGGACCUCUCAUGAUAUGGCGUGCCUCCAACAGGGUCAGCAUGUUGUUGUGGGUACUCCUGGUCGUGUUUUUGAUAUGAUGAAUCGUAAUACUCUGGCAACCGCUAAUAUCAAGGUUUUCGUGUUGGACGAAGCUGAUCAAAUGCUUGAUCGUGGUUUUGAACCCCAAAUUAAAGAAAUAUAUAGAUUUUUACCUGAUACUUCUCAAAUCAUGUUACUGUCUGCGACUAUGCCGAAACCAAUGCUUUCUAUUGCACGGAGUAUAAUGCAUGAUCCUGUUCAAAUACUGGUUAAGAAAGAAGAAUUAUCAUUGGAUGGGAUCAAACAGUUUUAUAUCAAUGUGUGCAGAGAAGAAUACAAAUUAGAGACCUUAAUGGACCUAUAUGGAAUAAUGAAUUUAAGUCAAGUCGUUAUUUUCGUUAACUCUGUAAACAAGUCCACACAUAUUUGUAAUGAGCUUAGGCUCAAAAAGUUCCAAGUUUCGUGCAUUCAUAGUGAUAUGGAUCAAGAAAAACGUGAUGCAGUUAUGGAGGAAUUCCGUAGUGGAAGAUCACGAAUUUUGCUAUCCACUGAUAUUCUGGCGCGUGGUAUUGAUGUACAGCAAGUCUCUCUAGUCGUUAACUAUGACUUACCUAGUAAUCGUGAGACAUAUAUUCACAGAAUCGGGAGAGGAGGUCGUUUUGGAAGAAAAGGUACAGCCAUCAACUUCAUCACUGAUUCAGAAGUAGAAGCUUUGAGUGACUUGCAGCAAUAUUUCAACACAGAAAUUAUUGAGAUGCCUGAUGACAUUGUUGAUUUUCUGUAACCUAAAUUUGAGCCCACUUAUACAUUUAAUAUUUGUUCCUAGCUGAGUAACUUUCAGUCUUUAUUGUUGGUUAUCUGGUCACUAAUUUUCGAGUUUUAUUUUUCCAUCUAACACCGCCCUUGUCAUCACAUUUUUGGGUGUUACUACUUCUGGUUCUUCAAUUUGUUCACUGCGGUGCUUAAUUGGGAAAUAAAUUAGAAUUUGCGCAUUUUG
Schistosoma margrebowiei is the source of this 3137-nucleotide messenger RNA. The record is from the annotation of a GenBank genome assembly. NCBI's taxonomy places the organism in Eukaryota, Metazoa, Platyhelminthes, Trematoda, Strigeidida, Schistosomatidae.